AUGUCCAGACACUCCUCACACGAACACGCCCGCUCCGGUUGGUCCAUCGCUCCCCAUCACCUUAGCAGAAGCUCGACGCCGCGAGCCUCUGCCACUCCCCCAUCCAGCAAGGUCGCCGCCGUCGCUGGCAGCAGCAGCAGCCGCCAGCGGUCGGGCGCCGCACACUCCACUCUUCACUUCAACCUCUCGUCCGACCUCUCGGACGAAGACGACCUUUCCGACGCGCACUCGGGCAACACCUCCGACUACAGUCCCUUCGGCGCCUCGGCUCCCUCCCACCGUCGUUAUCGCGGCGUCAAGCUCGGCGUGCCUCGCCUCAAGACCACCUCGAGCCGCAGCCGCGUCAUGAAGAACUCUCCCGGCGCCUCGUCCAAGGCCGAGACGUCGGCCAGCGCGGCCGGCCGGCGCAAGAGCGAGCAGCGCUACAAGCCCGAGCGCAAGGCCGCCGUGCGCAAGCAGAAGUACGACAUGGGCGGCGACGACUCGGACGACACGGAGCUCUCCGACGCACCGAGCGAGAGCGAGGCCGAAGCCAGUGCCGCGGCCGGCCCGUCGGGCAGUACCGGCGUGCAGUCCGAGUCCGAGUCCGACGCCGAGCUCGAGGCGAAGCUCAAUGCCGCCGGCGACGGCGAGUCGCUCCUCGGCUCCGCCGACUCCGAGGACGAGGGUGGCGACACAGCCGAGGAGGAGCGCUACCUCAUCCAGCAGGCAGCGCGCAAGGAAGCCCGCCGUCAGUCGCACGCCAAGAUCCUCAACAACGGCGCCGUCUCCAAGGGCCGUGGCAACGGAGGCUUCGGCGACUCGGCACGCGGCAGCGGCAGCGAGCAGCGCGGACGCACCACUGCCCGCCGCGCCUCGGCCGGCGAUGUCACCACUGGCACGGAGGCGCCCGACAACGAAGACGGCGAAGACGGCGAAGCGGCGACCGCGGGCGACAAGACUGGCGAGAGGGUCGGGCGCUCUCUCUCGCCGGAGACCAUGCGCCAGCUCGGCAUCGACGACUUUGAGGACGAGCUCUUUGAGCCGCAGGAUGCAUUUGGCUCCUCGUCUGAGCCGUCAUUCACCGACUUCUUUGCCUCUGACUCGGACUCGGACGGCGAAUCGCUCUCGGCCCACGACGACGACGGCGAGCUGACGAGCGACGGCACGGACAGCGACGAGAUCUCGGACAUUGAGGGUGCCCUCGUCGGCGUGCCUUUUCUGGCGCAGAUCGGCGGCGCCGAGGCGCUGGCUGCUGCCUCCGCUGCUGGUGGCACUGCGACAACGGACGAUGCGAAUGCCGCGGCAGUGCCUGCCGAGAUUCCACUCCUCGUCAUCGAGGAUUUGGACGGACGCCUCAUCUACGCGCGCGCCGGCGACGGCGAGGCCGUGUUUGGCUCCGACGGCGAAUUCGAGUUUCUCGACGACAGCGAGUCGGACUCGAGCGAGGACGAGAUGCUGGAGAUGAUGCGCGCACAGGAGGGGCCGUGGGGCCACUGGCGCAGCGACGGCGCCGCACUGGGCGGCAGCGCAGUCGACGACGAGGGCGAGACGACCGACGAGCUGGGCGAUGAGGACAUGCCCUUUCCUCGCCUUCUCGUCGGCUCCGUCGCUCCGCGCGGCGGCCGCAACACGCGUCGAGCUCGCGCCAUGGCAGCGGCCAAGUCCCGCCGUCUCUCGCCCGACGACCGCCGUCGCGCUGCAUCGUCAUCACGCCUGGCUCCGACACAGGGCGGCGGACACCGACGCACGCACAGCGACCAGUCGCACCUCUCUCAGCUCUCGGACACGACGCCGCUCAACAGCCUGUCUGGCGGCGUGCCCUCCGGCAGUGGCAACCCCUUUGACUCGGACUUUGGCGUCUCGAACUCCGGCGGCAUGCGCGAGGCUGACGGCACCAUCGAGGCGGCUGCACGCUCUCUCGGCCUGUCUGUCGAGGAGGCCACCAAGCUGCUCUCGGAGGUCGAGGCUGCGGCCUCGGACCGCGAGAUGACGCUGGCAGGGCCGUCGACCAACGGCGUGCCCGCCACGCCUCUGCGCGCACCGCCGAAGCCAGAGAUGGGCUCUUUCAUGCCCACAUCGGCACGCGGCGUGCAUCGAGCAGUCAUCGACGGCAACAAGCAGGCGCCGUCGCCGUUCGCGAACCGACAUGGCAUGCAGAAGCGCGGCCUCGCGUCUGCCUCCGGCAUCCGUGCAGGCAAGCGGCGACACUCAUCGCGGCGCGAGUCGACCUCGACGCUGUCGUCGAAGCGUCCGCGACGCUACUCGUCUGCCCUGCAUGGCGGAGAAGGCGCGAGCGAGCCGGCGACAUCGCCCGUGCCGAAGCGCAUCGACCCGAUGGAGCUCGACGAUGUGGUGGAUGCGUCGAUGCUGUGGCGCGAAGAGUACUCGGAAGAGGGCAGUGGUGCCGAGGACGAGGACGAGACGGACGAGGAGCUGGACGAGGAGGGCAGCGUGGCUGGCACGGCGACGCAGGCGUCGGUCAAGAGCGGCGACUUGCGGCCGCGAGCCUCGAGUCGCAGCUCCAGCACUGCGCCGUCAAUUUCGUCGAGCACGAGCGCGGCCACGGCAGUGGGCCUGAAUCUCAACGCCUUUCAGCGCUGGGACCGCAUCCCGAUGGGCGCCUUCCGCGACGGCCAGGGCUCGUCGCUCAACGGCGGCCGCCAGGCGCUCGGCACCUUUCUGCUCACGCGAUCACAGCGCAACUCGGUCCAGCGCAACGGCUCGGGCUCGCGCCGCAGCGACAACCACUCCCCCUUCCGCGGACGCAGCGAGGCGAUGGGCAUCCACAUGGGCGCCGCACCGCGCGUGAUCCAGGAUGCGUCGCCGACCGGAGCAGGUGCCGACGCCGGCGAGGACGCAGAUGCGGCGCUGGCACGCCGACGUGCGGCCUUCUUCGUCUCGCCCAUCCUGUGGCCAGUGCGCAACGGCGAGCACGGCAGCGAUGGCGGCGCCCCGUCGCUCGCCGACAUUCCGCAGUUCGACCUCUCGAGCACGCCAAAGGGCAAGAUGACGCGCCGCGAGAAGCGCGAACGCAAGGCUCGCCGCGCGGCACUGCGCGCCGCCGAGACGGCCGCCUCAUCCGUCGAGCCGGGUGAAGGCGGCAGCCAGUAUGCGCCGUCGCCUGGCCCCUCGACGCCGAACCUUGGCGAUGGCGGCGCCGAGUUUGAGUCGCCGGCCUCGGCUUUGCCACGCCUGCGCAUCACCGACGCCUCGCCGCGCGGCUCGCCGGCGCCUACGCGGGCGCCGCUGCGAGCUGGCCCGCUCGGCGCUCACGGCGACGGCAACGGGCCGGCCAAUGGCGGCACGAACGGCCACGGCGAGCGCAUGCAGGAGCAGCAGCAGCUGCAGCAUCCACUGCCGCCCAGCACGCUCAGCGGCCUCACGCCGCCCAUGUCGGCCAUGUCCGAGGCGCACAGUGUGCCGUCGGCGCACGGCGUGCCCGUCUACUCGCCCCUCUUUGGCGGCAUCGUCUCGCCCGUGACGCUUGCCUUCACCGACGACAUCGACAACGACGGCGUCGACGGCCAUCUCGUCAUCUAG
Tilletiopsis washingtonensis is the source of this 3522-nucleotide messenger RNA. RefSeq lists its product as hypothetical. Bases 1 to 3522 code for a protein of 1173 amino acids. Lineage: Eukaryota; Fungi; Basidiomycota; Exobasidiomycetes; Entylomatales. The transcript has 2 exons. The record is from RefSeq and is a predicted model, not a curated record.